This is a messenger RNA of Punctularia strigosozonata HHB-11173 SS5, 518 nucleotides long. RefSeq lists its product as uncharacterized. The coding region runs from base 34 to 378 and encodes 114 amino acids. The transcript has 3 exons. The record is from RefSeq and is a predicted model, not a curated record. Lineage: Eukaryota; Fungi; Basidiomycota; Agaricomycetes; Corticiales; Punctulariaceae.
CAUCGUUCCAGCCAUCACUUGCCAGGCUACAUUAUGAAAACGUACAUGUUGGUGGGCGCGGUACUGGCCGCUUCCCUUGCUCAGGUAGCUGAGGCUGGCAUCUGGCAAGAGUUUUCCGGGGCGGGCUGCAGUGGGGCACCCUUCUUCAACGGCGGCACAUGCGGCGGACCCCAACAAUGCGUCACAGUGAGCGGCGCGUCGGUCUCGAUUGCGUCCAGCUUUGGGGUGCCAUGCUCGGUGCCGUUCUUCAACGAUACGACCUGUGGUACCAGCGGGGGCGCCGAGGUUGGAGCCGUUGGCGGCGGCUGUGCGACCUUCUCCGAUUUCCCAGCUGGACCUGCUGGAGUAGGAAGCUUCCGAUUCGGCUGUUCGGUAUGAGCAUAUUUACGGAGUGGCAUCGCGAAGGCACACAGCUCGUGGCCUUAUGAUUCCUGAUGACGACGCCACGAUGUAUCUUCCCGUUUGACAGUGUACUCUGGGGUGUAUGUACUGGUGUUCCUGCCUGAGGAAUAAAAUCG